GCUAUGCAAGCAUAACAUCACGUUGGUUGUGACAUCAGUGGUGGGGUGGGUGGCCCUCAAGGCCGCCACUGUCUCUCUUGUUGUCACCAUCAAGGAGUCCGACCCCACCUCCUCGUGGGGCCUUUGCAUUGUCCCUAACCGGCUGUUUCGGGCUGUCAGCUCGCCUGUCGUCGUGACUGAACCCUCCAUGAACAUCCGA
Closterium sp. Yama58-4 is the source of this 199-nucleotide messenger RNA. The record is from the annotation of a GenBank genome assembly. Lineage: Eukaryota; Viridiplantae; Streptophyta; Zygnematophyceae; Desmidiales; Closteriaceae.